This is a messenger RNA of Carcharodon carcharias (great white shark), 2144 nucleotides long. RefSeq names its product nuclear distribution protein nudE-like 1. The coding region runs from base 152 to 1159 and encodes 335 amino acids. The record is from RefSeq and is a predicted model, not a curated record. Gene Ontology annotation, molecular function: microtubule binding. Gene Ontology annotation, biological process: microtubule nucleation; chromosome segregation; cell migration. The transcript is spliced from 10 exons. Gene Ontology annotation, cellular component: kinesin complex; kinetochore; centrosome. NCBI's taxonomy places the organism in Eukaryota, Metazoa, Chordata, Chondrichthyes, Lamniformes, Lamnidae.
AGGCUGGUGACGCAAAGCGGCGGUGGGGCCUGACCUCCGCAUGCGCUCUUCCCCCUCCGAGCCAGUGAAGCGAGAGCGGAAGUGAGGAGUGGGCCCGGAAGUGGCGGUGGUUGUUGGGCUGAGGCGAGCCGGUUCGAGGGCGGGUGAGGGGAUGUUGAUGGUGACGGUCCAUUUCAUCAUGGAUAGUGAGGAAAGCCCAGAACCAGCAACUGCGGAAGAAAAAGUUGUAUAUUGGAAAGAACUGGCUCUGAAAUAUAAGAAGAGUUUUCAGGAAACACGUGAAGAGCUGGAAGAGUUCCAAGAGGGAAGCAGGGAGCUUGAAGCUGAAUUGGAAGCACAGUUGGAGCAGGCAGAGCACAGAAAUAGAGAUUUAGUUUCUGACAACCAAAGACUAAAACUUGAUUUGGAGUUAUUAAAGGAAAAACUUGAACAACAGUACGCACAGAGUUAUAAACAGAUAUCUAUGCUAGAAGAUGACUUGGGUCAGACGAGAGGUAUCAAAGAUCAACUGCAUAAAUAUGUGAGAGAAUUGGAGCAGGCAAAUGAUGAUUUAGAAAGAGCCAAAAGGGCUACCAUAGUAUCACUAGAAGACUUUGAACAGCGGCUGAAUCAAGCAAUUGAAAGAAAUGCAUUUUUAGAAAGUGAACUCGAUGAGAAGGAAUCGCUUCUUGUUUCUGUUCAGAGGUUAAAAGAUGAAGCCCGAGAUUUGCGCCAAGAGUUAGCAGUAAGGGAAAGGCAGGAAGUAACAAGAAAAUCUGCCCCUAGUUCACCAACGCUGGAGUGUGAGAAGAUGGAUACAGCUGUUCAAGCAUCCCUUUCUCUACCAGCUACACCUGUAGGACGAACCACAGGCAAUGGGUUUGCCUCACCCAAAGCUAUACCAAACGGCUAUGGCACUACUCCAUUAACUCCAUCAGCAAGAAUAUCUGCACUAAAUAUUGUUGGUGAUCUUUUAAGAAAAGUAGGGGCCUUAGAAUCAAAGUUAGCAGCAUGCAGAAAUUUUGCAAAGGAUCAAGCGUCACGAAAAAGUUACAGUUCAGGGAAUGGCAAUGGCACCUCUGCUAUGGUCAGCAGUGCAAAGUUUUCUAAUUCAGGUCUUUCAACGUAUUUUGACAAAGGAAAAGAGAGAGUCUUUUUCACCAAGUGUAUCCUCGGGUAGUAAAUGGCCUGGACCAAGGGCCUGCUGGGAUUGGAUCAGCAGCACCUUCCUCACCACCAGGCAUGCUGCCACUCAGUGUCUGAACAGCCAUACUGCAUCUUUUAUUUUUAACUAUCUACUUCAAACAACGGGAUAACCAUUCUACCCUGACUACAAAUGGAGUACACUGCAGUGUGUAGGAAUUUCUGAAUUUUUAUCUUGCUCGUUCUGCAUAAGAUUUUCGGUUUAUUCAACAGUUUGCCAUUUAAUCUCUGGCAUACUGUCACGGCAGUGUGGUUAAUGUCCCAUUAUUUUACCAUUCAUGGGGGUUUUAAUGCUUUUCCUGUCAUAUGUUACAGCAACAACAGAUUUGUAUACUGAGAGUUUAAAACUGAAAUCCUAAGCAGUAUUGGAAAAGUCUACAGAUUUAAAGCUAAUGAUGGCGUAUAUGGUAUUUGUUCAAGCCACUUGUACAAUGUGUGACUCUCCAGAUAGUUGGUCUGGGUUUCUCAGUUAUGUGCCUGGAUUUGGUGAUAUUUUAAAUCAUCAAAUCCUGUAAUUUUUAUGUUGUACUGUACAAUUUUUGCUUGGUUUCUAAUGUCAGAUUUAUUGAUAUAUUUAAACAUUGUUUAAGUGUAAAUUGGUUUGUUUUUUAAAAAAAAUACUGAAGUUGUAUAACAAACUUACACAUUUUAAUUUCUGAACUAUUUACAGCAUUGAUUUUUGUUUCUAUGCAUCAAUUCAAUCACUUUUACAUUUUAUUUUGUUGCAUAAUUCAGAUUACGUUGGCUGUUUGUUUCUUUUUACUGUAUAUAAGUUUGUAAACAUAACUUUGCCCAAGAUAUUUGUACAUAACUUGGGCUUUGUAGCAUUAUUUAUUCAGAUUCUAUAUGGCAUGUGUAAUAAAUGAGGAAGUUUACCAUACACAGUUGUAACAAAUCAUAUGAUAUCAUUAUGUAGAACCUGCUGUCUAAUCUUCCAGAAAUAAAUUUGUUCUUUAAACAGA